Molecule: messenger RNA, 3170 nt
Organism: Suricata suricatta (meerkat)
Lineage: Eukaryota; Metazoa; Chordata; Mammalia; Carnivora; Herpestidae
Gene: CCDC137
Product: coiled-coil domain containing 137
Exons: 6
Coding region: 31-912 (293 amino acids)
Source: RefSeq, a predicted model, not a curated record
UGGCUUCUUUCUGGAGCGUCGGGAGUGCAGAUGGCGGGAGCCGGGCGCAGAGGGGCUACCCCGGUGGGGUCGGCGGGGCCUGGAGGUCCGAGGCGGCCGCAGGGGAGACGGCAGCAGCUGCCGGGGAAGCAGCACUCAGCGCCGUGGCCGGGUCCGCGCAGCAAAGAGAAAAAGAAAGUAAAUUGCAAGCCCAAGGACCAGGACGAACAAGAAAUCCCUUUUCGGCUCCGUGAAAUAAUGAGGAGCCGCCAGGAGAUGAAAAAUCCCAUCAGUAACAAGAAAAGAAAGAAAGAAGCCCAGGCAGUCUUCAGAAAGACGUUGGAGAAGGAAGCAAAGGGAGUGGAGCCGGACAUCGCUGUCCCCAAGUUCAAGCAGAGGAAGUGGGAGUCUGACGGGGCCUACAUCCAGCGUAUGGAGCAGGAGGCCCAGCACGUGCUCUUCCUCAGCAAGAACCAGGUGGCCCGGCAGCCUGAGGUGCAGGUGGCUCCCAAGAAGGAGAAAUCGGAGAGGAAGAAAGCCUUCCAGAAACGGCGACUGGACAGAGUCCGGCAGAGAAGGGAGGAAAAGGCCGCAGAGAGGCUGGAGCAGGAGCUGCUCCGAGACACGGUGCAGUUCGGCGAGGUCGCCCUGCAGCCCCCGGAGCUGACCGCCCAGCCCAGGACGAGCACGAGCAGGGGCCAGCCUGGGAAGAAAUCGCUGAUGCUGAGCGUGCUUUUGAGCCCCGGUGGUGUGCGCCAGCCUCCGACCACGUCGCUGGCCCGACAGCGGAUCGUUGGGGAGGAGCGAGAGCGGGCCGUGCAGGCCUAUAGGGCGCUCAAGCAGCGGCAGCGGCAGCAGCAGGUGGCUCAGUCACCACGGCCACCACAUUCGACGCGCCCUGCUUCCAGGAGGAAGGCAGAGACGUGUCUGUGACGGCGAGACCGCGGCCUCCACGGAUGGGUAGAUGGCCUGUGGACAAGUGUCCUUCCCCCCUGGCACAUACUGGGACUCCCAGGUGCCCCUGCGCCAGCUCUCGAGUGCAGACCGGGGUUCCAGGUCUUUGCUCUGUUUUUCCAGCCCUAAGAGGGCUCUUUUGUGACUGUCCGCUUGGCCAUCUCCCACAGGACACCAUCUGUCCCAAGUCCCCGUGGACAGGCCAGCACCUGUUCGGGACACAGCCAGUCGGGUACCCCUGGCAUUAUUUCCCUGAACCCGAAAUCCUGUCCUUAUACACCCAUUAAUUGUGGACACUGCAGACUUGGCCAGCCAAACCGACACCUCAGGCCCCGUUGGGUUCAACAGCACCGCACAGACCAGGUGGGAGUGGGCUCAGCGCCUCGGCCACUGGCCCUGCUCCUGGCACCUUGUCCCUGAUGCCAUACCCCACACUGAGCCGGUUCGAGGAGGUUUGUGCCUUGUGUUCUCCGGGUCUCUGGGGAGAGACGAGCAGCCUGACGGCAAGGACAGGACCCUGGCCCCACGACUUUCUUGUGUUAAAAAGGCUGCAGGAGAAUUCCUGUUGAAGGAGGGACCCUACAGACGUUCUCAGUGGUUCUCAGUGCGCUUGGCUGCAGGACUGGGGGUGUGGGGUGGAAAGACUCUAGGGCUCCUGGAGGUCGGAGUUCAAAUAUUUAGGGGAGGAGUCCUGCUCACAUCCCUGCAAGGGCACCUGACUUCCCUCGGGCUCACCGCCCAGGCGCCUCUGGCUGGCAGACCUGGGUCAGGACAGCUCCGGAGGCGUGGUCUCCGCCUUGGCCCAGGCGGCCCUGCACAGCGGGGAGCAUGCUUCCGUGGGGUCCUUCUUUGCCCUUCCUUAAGUUUGCAUCCUUUAUGAUUAUUUUCAAGUCAAGAACUUUAGCGUUGAAGCCGUAUUUGAGAUCAGGGCUGUUACCUUCUCAGCAGUGUUUGUGUGGGGUGAGCAGGGGUGCCCCCAGAUUACGGGGUGGGCGGGGGCAAGCCCAGACGUGAGCACCGUCCCUGAGAAACGCCCGUCCCUGGACUCUUCGUCAAGCAGAGCACAAAAGCAGGAAGGUGGAAACAGGUUGUGGUGGAAGGAAAUUUGCCUUUCAAAACCAAGUUCACACGCCAGCUUUCCUCAGGCCUGUCAGUGUCCCCAGCUUGCCCCCGGCUGGCUUUGCCAUGAGAGAUCACCAGGCCCAAAUCCCAGACGUGGACCCCAAGCUGGAGGCCACCCCUCAGAGAUGGUGCCCAGACGGGGGUCACCCCUAGAGACUGAAUAGUCUCCUGAGCGCCCGGAGUUCUCUGAAGGUGGGGGGUGGAGGGAGACCCCGUUCGCCCUGCAGGCCGAGGUGUCCGUGACAUCUAGGACUCCAUCCACGGGAUGGAGACCACCUGCGCCUACCAAGAGGAGAGCUGGGGGGGCCGUCAUUUCCGUGGGGGUGGGGAAAGACGGGAGCCUAAGUUGCAAGAGCCUUUCUGAGGCGUCAUUUCCAGCCCUGGAGCGAGCACGGCCACAGCAGGGCCAGCGGGAAGCCGUGAGCAGGCAGAGGCUCGGCCUGGUGUCCUGCACGCAGGAGUGAGACGGCAGGUGCCGGGCGCGCCUUCACGGCCCUGCCAGCCAGCCGAGGUGGAGGAAGGCAUUUGGAGAAAACUCACAACCGCGCCCAGGAGUAGAGGUGUCUUAGUCAGCUGCUGUGGGCUGCGGGGAACCCCAGAAGAGGGGGCUCCCUGCUGCCCGGGGAGUGUGUAAAUGUGACCUUAUUUCAGAAAAGGGCCUUUCCACAUGUAAUUAUGGAUCUCAAGAAGAGAUCUUCCUGGACUCAGGGUGGGUCCUAAAUCCAAUGAUAGGUGUCCCCACAAGGAGCAACAGCCACAUGAAGACAGGCAGGCAUUUGAGUGAGUGACAAGCCAAGUUACAGCAAGAGUUACCAGCAGCCACUGGAAGCCAGAAGGGAGGCAAGGAACGCUCGCUCCCCCAGAGCCCAGCCCUGCCAUUUCAGCUCUGGCCUCGGGAACUGUCAGCGUGAGCUGCUGUCUUAAGCCACAAGUUUGUGAUCGUUUGUGAUGGGGCCUCCAGGAUGUGAACACCUGUCAGGAGGUGUCCCCCACGAGCCCCCUCAGCUGAGCACAGUGCCCGCUGUGCUCCAGCAGGGCCGCCCCCCAGGGGCCCUAUGCCCUCCUCAGGGUGACCAACAGUUACCGAACGAAUAAAAACACCAUUCUCGUUCUGA